Molecule: messenger RNA, 554 nt
Organism: Cladophialophora immunda
Lineage: Eukaryota; Fungi; Ascomycota; Eurotiomycetes; Chaetothyriales; Herpotrichiellaceae
Exons: 1
Source: RefSeq, a predicted model, not a curated record
GAAGACAGCCCCGUGGCAGGAUGAGAGAUCCUCCCCGGAUGAAAAUCGACGAUGUGUGCUGCCCAAAGGAGCUACCAUAUAAAUUGAAGGAGUUCCAGGGCAAAUGGGUUCACACAGUCCAACUCACCUCCGAAAUUGUUACCCAAAUCCAAAAAAGCGCUGAACACCGAAAGGUCGGAGUCGACCUUGAAAUUCCUCUGACGCGGAGCAUCUCCAGCAAGCGUCAAUUUGACAACGAGCAAGAAGCAAUAGAUGCCAUGGAGCCCUGCAUCAAUAUUCAACGCCUUCCGGAUGAGCCUAUGACCGUUUCGAAGAAAUCACCUAUUUCUGCCAAUAAACCAGAUCAUCCGGCAUGUCGCCUCGAAACUUUCAACCUCUAUAUCGAAAAAGGGCAGGACCUGUGGUCAAUUGUGGUGGCUAUCGACGGCUGAUAGAAUGUCACAUUUUCUGGCCGGACCUAACCCGUCUUUGGGGUUUCGACAAGUUGAGAACCAGCCUAGGAGCCUGUGUAAUUUUUGUGUGUCUCUCUCUCGACUUGAACGAACACUUUGAAC